This is a messenger RNA of Mollisia scopiformis, 1833 nucleotides long. RefSeq names its product alcohol oxidase. Lineage: Eukaryota; Fungi; Ascomycota; Leotiomycetes; Helotiales; Mollisiaceae. The record is from RefSeq and is a predicted model, not a curated record. The coding region runs from base 1 to 1833 and encodes 610 amino acids. The transcript has 2 exons. Gene Ontology annotation, molecular function: oxidoreductase activity, acting on CH-OH group of donors; flavin adenine dinucleotide binding. Gene Ontology annotation, biological process: secondary metabolite biosynthetic process.
AUGUACCUCAAUACCCUUCACUUGGGUCUCGCAGCGAGUGCUUCUUUUUUCCCAGGCGCAGGAAACUCUUUCGGCAGACCCAAUCAAAAUGCCACCUACGAUUACGUUAUUGUGGGAGGAGGCACAGCUGGACUUGCAGUCGCCAUGAGACUUGCAGAAGAUAGCUCUUACACGGUCGCUGUAGUUGAAGCUGGUGGUUUCUAUCAGAUCGAGAAUGACAAUCAAAGCGUCGUCCCAGCAUACAACCCGGAGUUUGCAUCACUUUACGAUCCUACAGCAAAUCCAACCGUGGACUGGGGAUUUGUGACCACUCCCCAACCCGGCGCAAACAAUCGAUCGCUGCAUUACGCUCGUGGAAAAACACUUGGUGGAAGCUCGGCUCUGAACGCAAAUAUCUACAAUCGCGGGACGCGAGGUUCUUAUCAUCAAUGGGCUGAGAUUGUUGGAGAUGACUCGUAUCUGCUUGAAAAUUGGCUGCCAUACUACGCCAAAGGAACAAAUUACACCCCUCCCAACACCGAUCUCAGAGCGGCAAAUGCCAGCGUACCAACUCCUGUCAAUGUAUCUUCUCUGUACAGCGGCGGCCCAGUCCAUAUUUCUUACAGCAAUUAUGCAUUACCAUUCACCAGCUGGGUAAAGCUAGCUUUCGAAUCUUUUGGAUUCCAGAAUGUUUCCAGCUUCAGCGACGGCUGGCUUCUAGGAGCUCAGUAUGCCCCUUCUGUGUUGAGGCCGGACUCGAAUCAGAGAGAGACAUCUGAAACAUCCUAUCUGGAAGCGGCUUUCGCGAGUGGUCGAUCGAACUUACAAGUGUACACUCACACGCUUGGAUUGCAAAUCCUGUUCUCAGAAAACAAGACGGCUGCGGGUGUAAAAGUCAGAACUGGGACCACAGAUUAUGUUCUGUCGGCAAGAAAAGAGGUCAUAUCAAGCGCAGGGGCUUUCCAGUCUCCGCAGCUCUUAAUGGUGUCUGGAAUCGGACCAGCGGACAUACUUGCUCAGCACAACAUUACCGUCCUUGCGGAUCGUCCUGGUGUAGGCCAGAAUAUGUGGGAUCACAUCGAUAUCGAAGUGACCUACAAAGUCGGUGUUGAUGGUUUCAAUACUCUUGCCAACUUGACUUACGCCGCGCAACAAGCAGACUUGUUCCACAGUGAGCCGGCAAGCUCCAUCUAUGGUAACUACGGUGCGGAUUUCAUAGGAUGGGAGAAGUUACCGGGGCCGUACAGAUCCAAUCUUUCUAGCUCCGCUGUGAACGAGCUCGCAGAAUUUCCUGCAGACUGGCCUGAGAUCGAAUACGAGAUUGCCUCUGUUGUCAUGUCCGGCAUUGAAGGAGAUUACAAUGGCUACGGGACCUUUGUGGUGGUCCCUGUCACGCCCAUUUCUCGUGGCAACAUAACGCUCCAAACGAGUUCAAUGCUCGAUCCGCCAAUCAUUAACCCUAACUGGCUCACUUCUGAAACGGACCAAGAACUCGCUCUUCAAGCUGUGAAGAGGGGAAGAGAAAUAAUAUCUUCUUCUACUAUGCAGCCUGUCUUGAUUGGUGCCGAAUACGCCCCGGGACAGACAGUCCAAACGGAUGACGAGAUCAAUGAAUACAUCCGCAACAACUUUUUCAUGAACUGGCAUGCGGCCUGUACAUGCAGAAUGGGGCAGGAGAAUGAUACAAUGGCAGUGGUAGAUUCGAAGGGUAGAGUGAUUGGGGUUAAUUCAUUGAGGGUUAUUGAUGCAUCUGCAUUUGCACUUCUGCCUCCUGGACAUCCAGUUUCGACAACCUAUGGACUGGCGGAGAAACUAAGUGCAGAUAUUAUUGCGGAUCGAAGAUCUGAGAUCUAG